AUGAAGUAUUUCAUUAUUCUCUUACUAUUUAUUGAUGUGAAAGCUCAAGAUCCAUGUGCUGAAGCUCCAAAUGAAGCUGCUAAAAUCAUGUGUCGGCAGAUUCAUAAAUGGGAUGAUGGAGCUAGGAAAGCUGCAUCAAAAAAGAAAAUCGCUCUGCCACCUGGAAUGGCAGAAGGAAUAGGUAAAGGAAUAGCCGCUGAUUUCGCUCCGAUAGCUUCAUCCAUCUAUCAGUGUAUGGAUUUAGCUUGCAUGUGCACAUAUUUGAGAGGAACAGCCACAGCCAAUGGUGGAUGUACUUUACCUGAUGGCAAGCCUCUACAAAAAGCCGUUAGGAAAGAGUAUCGCAUGAUGACCGAUGACGAGAGACAACGUUUUCAUAACGCUUUUCGUACACUUAAAGAGAAUGGUGAAUAUGAACGUAUUGGGCGAAUUCAUUCGCAAAUGAGUAACAGUGGAGGAGCCCAUUCUGGUCCUGCUUUCCUUCCAUGGCAUCGUGAAUUCAUCAAACGAGUUGAAUUUGCCCUUCGGCAAGUUGACCCAUCAAUCUUUCUUCCUUAUUGGGAUUCAACAUUAGAACAUCAUUUACCAACUCCCGCCAAUUCAGCUAUCUUCAGUGAAGAUUUUUGUGGAGGAAGUGACGCUAACGGCCUCGUCAUAAAUGGUCCAUUCACGAAUUGGAGAACGCUCGAGGGCAGAGCUAACAUUCAAAGAAAAGUUGGAGCUCAGGGUUCGCCAUUUUCACAGGCUGAUAUUGACUUCGUUAUGAGACAAACAGAAGUUGAUCAAGUUUUAGCAUUCACUUCACCAAGACAGGGUUGCCCAUACCGGACAGAUUUUAAUUGUCUUGAAUAUACUCAUGGUAAUGUUCAUAUUUUUGUUGGUGGAGAUAUGUUUGAUACUUCUACUUCUGCCAAUGAUCCUAUCUUCUUCAUGCAUCACAGCUUCGUUGAUUUGAUUUGGGAACAAUGGAGAUUAGCAAAGCAGUCGAGAGCAGACAGAGAACUCUUAUACCCACCUGAUAAUCAACUCUGUUCUUCGAAUAACCAUUUCGGCGCUGGUGGAUUAUUACCUUUUACUCCCAUGAGGAAUGUUGAUGGUCUAUCCAAUAAGUUCACAGAUAACUUGUACUCUUACGCUCCACGGCCAACCUGCUCCGCUGCUAAUGCCAAUUGUGGUUCUCCUGCAUUAUUCUGUGAUCUAUCCCAUGGUAAUGCUCGCUGUGCUGCCAAAAUUCGAAAAGGAGCUCCUUGCCCUGGUUUUACACGAGGCGAAAAUCCGUGUUAUAAUGGAAUUUGUCAAGGAGGUGUUUGCGUUGCUACCGCAAAUACAACACCAACUGUACCAACAGUACGUCCAACACAGCCACCUGUACGUAUUCAGCCUCAGGAAACAUGCUUCAAUGAAAAUCAUUGUUGUGCCACCUGGGCAUCAAAGGGUGAAUGUUCCAGAAAUACUGGAUACAUGAACGAAUGGUGCAAAGCAAGUUGUGCUCAAUGCAAACCACAGUACCGCCUAGUAGAUGACUGUACUGAUCGACAUGUAAACUGUCCUACAUGGUCCAGAUCGGGAGAAUGUACGAAGAAUCAACUGUGGAUGAGUGAAAAUUGUCGUAAAAGUUGUAAUAAAUGCAAACUUACCCGUAGUCAGGAAUGUGGUAGCAAUGCUCAACAAACUGCAACAACUACCGCAUCACCGAUAGCAGCUUGUGAUAACUCCGAUGGCUGUUACAAUGAAAAUGUUUGCUGUCCACACUGGGGACUGAUGGGUGAAUGCCGUAGUUCAAGUCCAUGGAUGGCUUGCAAUUGUCGUGUCAGCUGUGGCCAUUGUACCCCAACAGAUUAUAACUAUGGAUCGUGCACUGAUUAUCAUAAGGAUUGUGCGGGCUGGGCACGUGUGGGUGAAUGCCAAAAAAAUCCAUGGAUGGCUGAGAAUUGCCGAGCUUCUUGUCGUACAUGCUACUCUCAAUAUGAAUUGAGAGAUAAGUGUCGUGGACGAGCUGGAUCUGUUAAGCCUGUUGCUGAACAAAACAUGGACAAUCGCCAGUUUAAUGCUGGUGGUUGGGGUCCUCGUAAUGGGGGAAAUCAAGGAGGUUGGAACCGCGGAGGCGGCGGCGGUGGCGGCUGGGGAAACAAUGACUGGUUCGGCGGCGAAAGAAAUGAAAAUGGUAAUGAAGACAGAAGAAGCCAAUGGAGUGGUUUCGAUCAAUGGGGGGGUCAAAAUAAUUGGAAUUCUGGAGGAUGGGGUGGCGGUGGCUGGGGUGGUCGAUGGGGCAGAAGCGCAUCAGCUCCAGCUUUUUCUCCUGCUGAAUCGAAUAAUGGAAUGUAA
Molecule: messenger RNA, 2325 nt
Organism: Auanema sp. JU1783
Lineage: Eukaryota; Metazoa; Nematoda; Chromadorea; Rhabditida; Rhabditidae
Source: the annotation of a GenBank genome assembly